This is a messenger RNA of Meleagris gallopavo (turkey), 1771 nucleotides long. The record is from RefSeq and is a predicted model, not a curated record. NCBI's taxonomy places the organism in Eukaryota, Metazoa, Chordata, Aves, Galliformes, Phasianidae.
UCCGUCGCUGACCGCUUCGUUUCCGUGCAGGUGCUGGUGAACACGGCCUGCUGUGUCCUGAUGCUGGUCGCUAAGCUGAUCCAGCGCGUGGUGUUCGGCCCGCUGCGCGUCAGCGAGAGGCAGCAUCUCAAGGAUAAGUUCUGGAAUUUCAUCUUCUACAAGUUCAUCUUCAUUUUUGGCGUGCUCAAUGUUCAGACAGUGGAAGAAGUGGUCAUGUGGUGCCUCUGGUUCUCUGGGCUUGUGUUUCUUCAUCUCAUGGUCCAGCUCUGCAAGGAUCGCUUUGAAUAUCUGUCCUUCUCUCCGACAACACCCAUGAGCAGCCACGUCAGAGUCCUGACCCUGCUUGUGGCCAUGCUGCUGUCCUGCUGCGGGCUGGCAGUCGUCUGUGGUGUUAUUGGCUACACCCAUGGGAUGCACACCUUGGCUUUCAUGGCAGCAGAGUCUCUGCUGGUGACAGUCAGAACUGCUCAUGUGAUUUUGCGAUACGUAAUUCAUCUCUGGGAUCUCAACCAUGAAGGAACGUGGGAAGGUAAAGGCACAUACGUGUACUACACGGAUUUCGUCAUGGAGCUGACCUUGCUGUCGCUGGACUUGAUGCAUCAUAUCCAUAUGCUGCUGUUUGGCAAUAUCUGGCUGUCGAUGGCAAGCCUGGUGAUCUUCAUGCAGCUGCGCUACCUGUUCCAUGAGGUGCAGCGAAGGAUUCGGCGGCACAAGAACUACCUGCGUGUGGUUGGAAACAUGGAGGCCCGGUUUGCAGUUGCAACACCUGAGGAGCUAGCAGUCAAUAAUGAUGACUGUGCCAUCUGCUGGGACUCCAUGCAGUCCGCGAGGAAGCUCCCCUGCGGCCACCUCUUCCACAACUCCUGUCUGCGAUCCUGGCUGGAACAAGACACAUCUUGCCCGACGUGCAGAAUGUCUCUUAAUAUCACUGACAGCCAUCACGUGAGAGAGGAUCACCAGAGGGAGAAUCUAGAUGAGAACCUGGUCCCUGUGGCAGUAGCAGAAGGCAGACCACGCUUGAACCAGCACAAUCACUUCUUCCACUUUGAUGGCUCUCGAAUUGCCAGCUGGCUGCCCAGUUUUUCAGUAGAAGUGAUGCAUACUACCAAUAUCCUUGGUAUCACACAAGCCAGCAACUCCCAGCUCAAUGCUAUGGCUCACCAGAUUCAGGAGAUGUUCCCUCAGGUUCCUUACCACGUAGUCCUGCAGGAUCUGCAGCUGACCCGUUCUGUAGAGAUAACCACCGACAACAUCUUGGAAGGGCGCAUCCAGGUGCCUUUCCCCACACAGCGUGCAGAGGCUGUUAGACCUGCUGCUAGCAGUUCUGUGGAACGGCACAGCACUGACCAGGACACUGGGACAGUCACCCAGACCAAAAGAGUGCCACUUGAACUCAACUCAAGACUGGAAGAAAUGGGAGAACUGAGCGAAGUGGAGGCAGAACCCAGUGAAGAAGAAGAUUUUGAAGCCAGGGGAAGUCGCUUUUCAAAGUCAGCUGAUGAGAGGCAGCGCAUGUUGGUUCAGCGGAAGGAGGACUUGUUGCAGCAAGCUCGAAAGCGGUACUUGAACAAAACCUCAGAUGAAGAGCUGAGCACGGAGAAGCCCUCAGUGUCUGAGGGAGCCUCUGCUGACCCGGUCACACUGCGCCGCAGGACGCUGGCAGCCGCCGCCGAGCGGAGACUGCAGAUGCAGCAGAACUCAUAGCACUCACUGCUUCUCCUUCCUCCUCCUCGUGAGCAAUGUUGAAUAAAAGAAAUGAAAUACAAAAACC